Molecule: messenger RNA, 975 nt
Organism: Eremothecium sinecaudum
Lineage: Eukaryota; Fungi; Ascomycota; Saccharomycetes; Saccharomycetales; Saccharomycetaceae
Gene: DAM1
Product: Dam1p
Exons: 1
Coding region: 1-975 (324 amino acids)
Biological process (GO): mitotic sister chromatid biorientation
Cellular component (GO): mitotic spindle pole body; mitotic spindle; mitotic spindle polar microtubule
Source: RefSeq, a predicted model, not a curated record
AUGUCUAAAGAAGGGCUACGCGAGAGCAAAGCGGCUACAGAGUAUCGGCUAUCAAUAUCGAGUAAUCCUGGUUCGAGAAGAUCGUCUAUUGGGGAAGUAAAUGACCAUCCUCGAAGCGGAUCUGUAGAGAACAAUAAUGACGAGUUAAGAGGUGCUACGGUUAUAGAUACCUAUGUUCUUCCUCAAAUACAGGAGCUCACCGACUCUAUGAUAACCCUGGAUGCCAAUUUUACCCACAUGAACUUUAUACAUGAGUCUUUAGUAGACUUUAACGAAUCGAUGAGCGCGCUACUAUACGGUUUGAUGUGCAAUUCCUGGUGUGUGGACUUCCCCAACCUUCCGCACGAUACUGCACACGAGCUCUCUAUUCGCAAGGAACUACAAAGUUUAGAAAAAGAGAGACAGCUGCUACUGGCGCAAUUGCGUGGAACUACUAGUCGGUCGCUUGCUGUUAUAAGUGAGACAGAACCAACUCUCCAGAAGGAAAAUACUCAGCUGGUAAAGAAGUCCACUGCUAUCCCACAGUAUAACACAAUAUCAAUUCGCAGUAUGGUGGCCGACGCUGAAGACGAUGAGGAUAACACUGCAGCUUCCUUCGUCUCCAACCCAACCCUAGCAGUUGCCCCUCCUGUUAUUCCAGUACAACAAGAUGUAGUACGAAGCAAACGAAGGUACUCAAUACUUAAUCAGAUACGCAAUAAUGAAUCUACAUCUCAGCAAAAUUCAAAAACUUCUAACCGCCUAUCAUCGCUUGCAAUGCCUAGCAUUACAGUUGAAAAGCGAAAAUCACUAGCUGUAAGCGCAAGCAGAAUUGCAAAUAAAAAGCAAGCUCUUGUGCGUCCAGCCAGUAACGGAAAAACGUCGUCAGUGAGCAAGCGAGUUCACAAUAAUAGUACAGGGAAGUCAAUAUCAAGAUCAGAUCCACCAAUGGCACCCCCGUUUACGACACAGGGAAGAAGACCUCCGUUCAGAUGA